Messenger RNA from Cadophora gregata, 6025 nucleotides. RefSeq lists its product as uncharacterized. Lineage: Eukaryota; Fungi; Ascomycota; Leotiomycetes; Helotiales; Ploettnerulaceae. The transcript is spliced from 2 exons. The record is from RefSeq and is a predicted model, not a curated record. The coding region runs from base 811 to 5229 and encodes 1472 amino acids.
CCUAGAUGCCCCCAUCCACAUCAUGGAAAUUGAUGCGACGGCGUCUUGGACGAUCAUGUUCGCGUGAGGGAUCCUCGAGUCGUGACUGGCCCGAGCUACCCCUGCCGACCUCCUAUUCCUUGUUUACUCUCGAUAGCGCCAAUUGCCGCCCGGACAACAGGGAAAUGAUGCUUGGAGCACGGCCAAAACAUGGCAAAGUGUUGCAUUGAAGCUCUACGGAGAGAGCUGUACAGUAGCUCCGGCUGCUGGGAUUUGGAUCCUCAACCUUCUUUGUCUCUUUCUCCUCACUCUCCCUCCUCCCUCCUCCCUUCAUAACCUUCUUUCACUUCAUACCCAGUUGCUUGUAUUUUGCCAAAACAACAGUCUCGCCAGUACUACGUGGUGAGGCAAGCGAUUCGAUAUCGGGAACACAGCUGAGGCCUGCUAAGCAGCUCUGAAACAGGACCGCUUGACCACCCUGCAUGCCCAAAAUUAAGAAACUGCCCCAUUUGUGUUUACCCUGGCCAACAUCCCUCAGGAUAACCUGGCCUUCCUCGCCGCCUCAUCCAAUCUUCACCAGGGAGUGAACGAACCUUGAUCGCUACCCCAGUGUGUCGAUUCUCGUCUCAUCAUCAACUUUCCCAUCCACUCCCUCCCCCCGUCCUUGUCCUCUCGCAACGGCAAACCAAAACCCCCAGUCUACAACCUUUUCCAAUCUAGAGGUCUCGGAGAAUUGACUUUGAGAAGGACGAUGGAGAACCAUAAUUGAUUUCUUAUUAUUCUGGAGAUUCGAGGACUUUCUCGGAUUUCUCGCUUUUCAUAAUAAUCAACAUGGGCAACGAACAAUCUGUUCCUGCCCCGAGACGGCCUCCAAACAAGCUAUCGAAACCCAGAACGAACAAUAACUCCAGUGCGAAUUUACUGAACCCGAAAUCUGCACCUCCGAGUCGACGGAACUCAAUAAUUUCAACGAGUGCAUCUCCAAAUAAAAGUCGGUUUAGCCUGCUGCCAACUGCAGUACCCGAAGGAGAGAAGAAGAAGGAAGAGAAGCAGAAGAAGAGGAGGAGUAUUUUCAGGUCGAAAAGCGCGCAGCCUAAAAGUCGCUAUCAAGCUGCGGAAUCAGAGGUUGAAGAUCUGUCUGCGGAUCCAGCUACCAUUCAGUCGCGAAGAUGGUCGAGACAACCUCGAGGAAGGGAGACGGCGCCUUUUGAAUCUGGAGAUGAGGGGGUGGAACCGCCCGUAGAAAUGAGACCUCCACCACCUCGAAAACGCAUGUCUCUCUCCCAACCAUACGGACACACGAAUCCACGGCUCUCACUCGUCGCCGAGCUACCUUCCCCAAGACCCGACCAAGCAGAUACAAUGCAGCGCUUAACUGGACACGAGGAAGAAGAAACAGCACACGUACCCAUAUCGCGAACGACUUCAGAAACGAACCUGUACGUACCCAUACGGAGGAGAUCGUUACUGCAGCAUGGAGUCGCGACGCGAACGAGUUACGUGGAAGAAGCUCGACAAUCACUACCGCCUCAACCGAGGAAUGUAGAAGAGAUCCAGAACUACUACUACAACCCCACCAAACCGACCUCGUCUCCCCUCGACCAGAUCGCAGCUCUUGGACCGCCGCCAGGUCCAAGAGUGGAAACUCCAACGGAGAUGGAUUAUGGACAUAUCGGUGCUUUCAAAUUGGGCACACUGAGAAUCAUGAAUGGAGCUGCGAGCCCAGCACCGAGUCUGGAACCUAGUCUACGGAGAGCUGCAACGAUGGGCCAGGAGGAAGAUUAUAUAAUGGCUGGCGACGCUCGGAGAAGUGCAGAGAGGGGCCAUAGACCACGAGCUAGCCAGAGAAGCAACACGAUUUCCGUUGCCCAAGAUAACAAGAAAGUUCCCUGGGUUGUUCGCGCGGAAUCGCCUCUCCGACAAGAUAUAGCAGAAAUGGGCGACGGUACACCAAGAACGCCUCUCCGCGAAACUCAACUGGAGUGGACUGUGGAGAAGGAGUCGCCAAUGCCAGCAAAGUAUGUUUUCAACCCACUAUCAAUUGAUAUUCCCGACCCCAGUUUUGCGUUGUUUGAUUUCAGCGCAUCUGAGACGUUAUUCAGAUCGACCGAGUCUCCUACGAAAGCGUUGGAAUUGGCGCAUGAGUAUCAGCAAGAUUUAGCAUUGAGUCCGUUCUCAUUUGAUAACUCGCCUCCUGUGUCUCCUACGUUGCAGGUGAUGAGCAAGCAUAUGGCUGUGGAAGAUGAUCUGUUUGCACCGGAACCGACGACUCCUGUUUUGUCGGAGAGGUUCCCGAGGUCGUUUGAUUCGGGUUAUGAGGGUGGUUUGCAUGCGAAGGUGGUUAAAGGACCGAGGGAUAUCACUCCGAAACUGUUGGCAAAGGCGGAUAGUGGGUAUAGCUCGAACGUGUCUUUACGGUCAUUCAAGAAGGACUCGACACCAGCUGCUGGUGAUGAACCACCGCCAACUCCACCGAAAGACAAUGUUCGUGUUGCAUCAAGCACGUACUCGGAAGAUUGGAGCUCAAGAGUAUCUUCGAGCACAUAUACAAUUGCAUCUAAUAGCUCCGAGACAACGCUGCGAGCUCAAAGAUCACUUCCUGCUCUACCAGUCGAGGAAAUACCCGAACAACCAUUCAGACAACCACCUCCAGUUCCCGCGAAGGAGACCCGAAGUCCAACAUCGCCUACCACGCAAAAGCCUGACCUCAGAUACCCAGCAGCGCUCUCGCCACAUUUGGUCGUCCCACCCCACCAGACUCGACGAAAGAGUAGCCCACCAAAUCCUCGUCAGGAAAGUCCAGCAUCAGAUGUAUCCCCGAAUUCCUCCCGCUGGAGCAACAAGAAGCUCAACAAGCGCCCUCAAUCCAUGCAGCCUGAACCCGUCUACACUGUGCAAGCCUUCCGUUCUCCUAGCGAACAGCUGCGAAUCCCUGCACCAUCAGUUGAAGCGAGACGUAAACUCGAGGAGCGAGUGGAUCAGUUCCCUGUAGCUUCGAUUCCAAACACGUAUGUAGGCCAACUUGGACUGAGACGUAGUUCUAGCAAGGAGACACUUGGGACGAUCUUCUCUGUUGGGUCAGCUGAGGUGAGAGAAGAGGUGAGCUUUGCAAGACUGCAGAGUUCAUUGCCCGCUGUACCGACACAACCAACUAUCCACGAGGAUCCAACACCUUCACCCACUUUCAUCCACAGAGAGGAAUUCGGCGCACAGGAGCCAUAUCAGCGUCCACACGACAAUGCGCUCCCUCGUCUACCUGGGAACAGGAAAGAUCUGCCUACAAGCAAUGUCGUAGCUCGAACCGAAUUCAACAGACGAAACACCUACCAAGCUCCCCUCCCAGCCCUUCCUCCAGCAGAAGAAUGGACCCGCAGAUCCAUGCAAUCCACUCCCCACGAGAGAAGCCAGAGCAGAACACGCACCCAAGCCGACUUCGAAUCCCACAUCACCUCCUUCAACACCGUAUCCACCUCCCUCGGGCGCUCACCCUACGACGCGGCGUUGUCAGGCACCCCUACCCCGCGGAAAAGCACACCAUCCUCCUCCUCCAUUCGAGAAGACGAGCGCGCGAAAUCCAUGACCACACAACUCGCAGCCGACUCCGCCUCCGCCUUCGCUGCGAGAUUCACCGUCCAGCGAACCGUGAGUGGUGAGUCCACAGGGACGGUGAUCCGUUCUCGGAAGAGCUACGACUCCAUCGCGAAUGGGAACCCGUUUCUCGAGCCUGAAAAUGUCAGUAACAGCACCAGCAUCAGCAGCGGUAGUAAUAGAAGUGAACGGAUCCGUGGACGACCGCCUCAAGCGCACGCUAAGUUCAAUAAGACGAUGAAACGGCAGUCCAGUCCCGCACUGAUCUCGUCGUACACGGGGACGGGGAGGAGGGAGGCGUCUCCUGCUCCUGCGGCUGGGGGUGAGCGUUUUGAUUCCUGGGGAUGGAAUCAGGAUUGUGAUGCUAGUGGGAUGGGGAUUGGGGUUACUGGGGAGGAAGAUGAGCGUAGAUUCUCGACUCUUUCGUCGCUGGUGAGGAAGACGAGGUCGCCUCCGCCGGUGAGUAUGACUACCCAGCGGAAAGUCACGCCUACGCCGCUUGGUGCGCAUAAUAUCGUUCCGUUGUCGAGAACACCACCUAUACCUAUUUCUAUGUCUGGACAUGGACAUGGACAAACUCAUGCCGCACCAGCACCAGCCCGCGGAGGUCCUCAAAUCCCAGGACAUUUCACAGCUCCUCCUCACCAGAAGCGAGAAGCGGAGCCGAACCGCGGCCCGGAAUGGAACUGGAACCAACCGGCGAACUUCUGGGCUGAGCGUCGUAAAUCUGCUGGUGAGGCGCUGAGGGGGGUGCAGACGAGGAGGAGUAUGGAGACGGAAAGGGAGAUGGAAGGGAGACCUGAGUUGAAGUUGAGGGAGAGGAAGAGUAUGGAUGCGUAUACGUACCGGCUUUUGCAAGCUUCUGCUUCUGCUUCUGCUUCUGCUUCUGCUUCUGCUUCUGCUUCUGCUUCUGCACAAGGGCGAGGGCAGGAGUCGAUUCCAGCUUCAGCUCCGGGUUCGCAGCAGGAGGUGAGGGUUAGGCCGAGGAAGAGUUUGGAUGGGGGUGCGGAGAGGGAGAGGGAGGGGUUUGGUUUGACUGGGAAUGGGGCUGCUGCAGCACGACCGGUGUUAGGGGCGGGGUAUAGGAGUUUUGAUGCCAGCCAGGGCAAUGGGAGCGGAAAUGGGAGUGGGAAUGGGAGUGGGAGUGGGAGUUCGAACGGCAGGAAAGGAUGGAAUGUUGGUGUGGGAUAUGAGAAUUUCACGUAUACCCCUCAUCCACACGCACACCCCCACGGACAUGCCAAUCCACAAGCACAAGCCCACCCAUCAUGGGUAGAUGAUGGUGCGGUACGAACACGGACCACUGCGUCGUAUCACUCCCAAUCUCAAUCUCAAUCCCAGUACCAAUCUCGGUACCAAUCUCAAACCCAGACGCAAAACCAGACGCAAGAAUACGACCACGCAUACGGCACCCAGUUCUCCUCAUCCUCAUCCUCGCACUAUAAUAAAGAGAACAUCCACUCUCAGGAGGAGUAUUACGACCAGGCUGCUUCUCACGCCCAAUAUGAGCAGAACCAGUAUGAGAUGAAUAACCACCUUCCUGAGAGAAUCCACCGAAGGAAAACUUCGACGAGUGAGAUGCUGGUGUUGGAUCGGUUUGCUGGUGCUGGUGCUGGUGCUGGUGGGUUGGAGUAUGGGUAUGGGUAUGGGGUGCGGGCUUGAGGGGUUGAGAGGGCUGGAGAAGAUGGUAGGGGGUGGGAGUGGUGAAGAUUCAGGAGGCAAGAGGUGCAUUUGAGUGUUGUGCCGGUUCUGGUGCCAAGAGUUGGGAGUAGAUGGAGAGGAGGAAGUUGGGAGUUUGGAUGUGGGAGAGAGGAUUGGUGGGAGAACAGGAGGAUUGAAGAUUGAGCUUUGAGCGCAUAUAUACCCGGCGUUAUUUUUGGAUCUAUAUAUAUAUUUCAACACUACGAUCAGCAGAGUAGCAACACCAUUCGGGACGAUUUGACCAUUUAAAUUGGGGGCGCUUCAGAAUAUGAUGGUCAGCAUACGCCAGCAGAGCGAAACACAACAACAAACAGCAGCACGUAUUCAGCAUAUGCAUCCAGAUUCACAGCAACAUCCGCAUUGGGAUUGGGUAUACCUACCUUCCGUCCUCUCAGCCAGGAAACAGAAAACUGGAAACAAAGUCCUUGCCUCAACUUGGACUACAGGGCGGAAUAUAAAGACAAGUACUUCAUUGGAAGUGUAAUCGCCUGAGCUCUUGGAAAUUUGAUAUUGCGAGGAUCGGAACAGAGCAAACUGGGAAUUAGGAAUUGGGAAUUUGGGAAUUUGGGAUUUUGGGAAUUGGGAAUUUGGGAGUAUACGAUUUUAUGACUUUACUUCUAAUUUAGCGAAACCUUGGGGGAAAUCUGGGGUUGUAUAUAAGAUGGAUAGCCAAGGUCAAGGCCGUGUAUUUAUAGAUAAUCGAUGAGUGAGCAAAAAGGUUGAGAAUAGUGAAAUGAUUGGUUAAAGAAAAAUAAAC